ACCAGUUGAGCAGACUGGACUUUAGUCAAUUCUACGUCCGAUUGUCGAGAGUACUGUUGAGUUGUCCUUCUUCUGUGAGCAAUUUGCACUUUUCUUCAGCAUUUCACAAUGGAGAGGAAAUUUUUUGUGGGUGGUAACUGGAAGAUGAACGGGAGUAAAGGAAAAAUCGAUGAGAUUUUAAAGAAUCUGGCUGAAAGUAGUCUGAGUCCGUCUACAGAAGUUGUAGUUGCUCCUCCAUCCAUCUAUCUGGAUUACGUCUGUUCAUCAGUCAAGUCAGACAUUGAUGUGUCGGCUCAGAAUUGUUACAGGGUGGCCACUGGAGCUUUCACAGGAGAAAUUAGUCCUGCCAUGAUCAAAGACAUUGGCUGUAAUUGGGUGAUCUUGGGACAUUCUGAGAGAAGGAAUAUUUUUAAAGAGAGUGAUGAGCUGAUUGGUGAGAAGGUUGCCCAUGCUUUAUCAGAAGGAUUGAAAGUGAUAGCUUGCAUUGGAGAACUUCUAUCAGAGAGAGAGGCUGGAAAAACUAAAGAAGUUGUUUCAAGACAACUCAAGGCUAUUGCUGGUACAGUAUGUCACUCUGUGCUUUAUGGUUUUGUCUUGCUGAUCCAAUUUCAGGCCCAGGAGGUCCAUCAUCAGCUGAGAGGCUGGCUCAAAGAUAACGUCUCAGCGGCUGUUGCUGGUUCAACUCGAAUUAUCUAUGGAGGUUCUGUGAAUGCCAAGAAUUGUCAAGAGUUAGCUAAGGAAGGUGAUGUGGAUGGUUUUCUUGUUGGAGGUGCAUCUCUUAAACCUGAGUUUGUACAGAUCAUCAAUGCCAGGUUGUGAUGUGAUGUAGGUUUAGAUUUUAGUGUUGUGAAAGCAUCUCUAGAAAUUAAGGAAGUAAUAUGGUAGUAAAAUAAACAGAGCCUGUAUCUGGAGUUAACAAUUAAACUAAGAAUAUUGUGUUGUUUUA
Molecule: messenger RNA, 946 nt
Organism: Orbicella faveolata
Lineage: Eukaryota; Metazoa; Cnidaria; Anthozoa; Scleractinia; Merulinidae
Product: triosephosphate isomerase-like
Biological process (GO): glycerol catabolic process; glyceraldehyde-3-phosphate biosynthetic process; gluconeogenesis
Cellular component (GO): cytosol
Molecular function (GO): triose-phosphate isomerase activity
Source: RefSeq, a predicted model, not a curated record